AUGGCUUGGCGUUGUUCCGGUCGCACAAACGCAGACUUGAUCAAAAACAUGCACACAGCACGAAUUAUCACAACAGAUAGAGUGGACGAGGCCAUGACAAAAGUCGACCGUGCCAAUUAUGUCAUGCACAAAUCAGAGGCAUAUGAGGAUUCCCCUCAAUCCAUCGGGCAUGGCGCGACCAUAUCCGCACCACACAUGCACGCACAUGCAAUCGAGCACCUUCUCGACUACCUUGGCCCGGGCAAGCGCGUCCUCGAUGUCGGCAGUGGGUCCGGCUACCUUUGUGCCGUAUUCCACCACCUCGUCCCAGGCGGCGUUGUCGUGGGGAUCGAUCACAUCCCCGAACUGGUUGAUUGGUCAAAGGGUAAUCUUAUACGAGAUGGGCUGGGCUCCGCUCUCCACAAGGGCGAGAUAGUCACCGUCACUGGCGAUGGUCGCCAAGGAUAUACCGACCUUGCCAAAUACGACGCAAUUCAUGUCGGUGCCGCUGCACCGACAAUCCCACAGGAGCUGGUAGAUCAGCUCAAGAGCCCUGGGCGGAUGUUCAUACCAGUCGGGACAUUUGCUCAACAGAUCAUGCAAGUCGACAAGGACGAGAAUGGUAAGGUCACAAAGAAGAAUUUGAUGGGGGUCAUGUAUGUCCCCCUUACGGAUGCAGAGAGGCAGCGGAGGGGCUACUGA
Suillus subaureus is the source of this 681-nucleotide messenger RNA. Its product is annotated as protein-L-isoaspartate O-methyltransferase. Bases 1 to 681 code for a protein of 226 amino acids. NCBI's taxonomy places the organism in Eukaryota, Fungi, Basidiomycota, Agaricomycetes, Boletales, Suillaceae. Gene Ontology annotation, molecular function: protein-L-isoaspartate (D-aspartate) O-methyltransferase activity. Gene Ontology annotation, cellular component: cytoplasm. Gene Ontology annotation, biological process: protein modification process. The record is from RefSeq and is a predicted model, not a curated record. The transcript has 5 exons.